AUGUUGCUACUCUUCGCUCUUGGGUCUAACGGUUCCGGUCAGCUAGGCAUCGGCCACAAAGAAGACGUUUCCGUUCCAAAGGAUGCCCAUUUUGAUGCAGACCUCCUGACUACCGCCUCCAUCGCUAAGAUUGCUGCAGGAGGUAACCACACGAUAAUGCUAACUUCGACUGGCGACAUCUACUGGAGCGGAGACCCGAAUACCGGUGCCUGCGGCAAGUUCACCCAAACGCAAAUCUCGCAGCCUCCUCGAUUUUAUCCCGUCGAUUUUUCAUUUGUGUCUUCACCCCAAGACCCGUUCAGGGUAGGUCUCGUUGCAGCUACCUGGGAAGCGAGCAUCUUUACCCGCCUGGAUGCCCAAGGUCACAACACCAGAGUCUACUCUUGCGGCACCGGCCAGAAAGGAGAACUGGGUUUGGGCAACUUCAUCUUCCGCACGGCUACCCCGUCUCUUAUUCCGGAUUUUCCUCCCGCAGGCACGGAGGUUGUUGAUCUUGCCGCUUGCAUGGGCCAUGUCGUUGCGGUGUUAAGCAAUGGCGACGUUUGGGGAUGGGGUAAUGGCCGGAAGGGUCAGAUCGGAGCGCCGGAGGACAUCGUUCACUCCCCCCGGAAAAUUGAGGGUUUGAGCUUCAAGGUUGUGAAAGCUGUCUGUGGAAAGGAGUUCACAUGUUUUCUGGGAAGUCCAGAAAGCGGUAACAUCGAGGUCGCUGGGUCAGACAAAUGGGGAAUCAAGGCUGAAGUCCCGGGCCAGGUUGUCGGAUGGCGGGAGGUCGGGGCAAGUUGGGGCAAUCUAUUCGUCUUGAAGGCAGAUGGGAACCUGUUGAGCUGGGGUCGAAAUGACCAUGGCCAACUCGCUCCCAACAAUCUGUCCCAAACCAAACAUAUUGCGGUGGGGAGCGAACACGUACUGGCUUUGAGCGAGGAGGGUGAUGUCACAGCAUGGGGAUGGGGUGAACACGGCAACUGCGGACCACUCAGUACUUCGGAUGUCACAAAGGGUCAGCAGAACGUUAUUGCUUCGUCCAAGUUUAUCCCCCCGGGCGCUAAAAUAACCACCAUCGGAGCUGGCUGCGCAACCAGUUGGGUUGGCAUACAGAUGCUGUCAUCAUAG
Molecule: messenger RNA, 1110 nt
Organism: Sordaria macrospora k-hell
Lineage: Eukaryota; Fungi; Ascomycota; Sordariomycetes; Sordariales; Sordariaceae
Source: RefSeq, a predicted model, not a curated record